UCAGGCGCAGCGCUCGACGAACAGGGUGUAAUUGUCGAAGCUGAGCUUAUAUGGCCCCCCAUUGAGGUUGACGGCGGCCUGCUGUGCCAGGAAACGCUGCAUAAACUCCAAGUGCGACUCUGUAAAGAAGACCUCAGUCCUCUCGUGGCCCUGUCGAUCAGCCAUUCCGAUGAGAGGCGCACACACAUUGCCCAGCGACCGCCUGUGGUCUGUCUGUCGGUGUGCUGCUUGUCUGUGCUGUGUGGCGCACCUUGAGUUUAUGAUUGAAUGAUGUAACUGUGGCCAUCACGCCGUUGUAGAAUUCGUCCAGCUCGUCAUCCGGCACACCGCCUGAAAUGCAUGAUGAGCAGACACAGCCACCAUGCAGUCUCCACUCGUGCUCAGUCCCAUUUCCCUUACCUUCGACGGUGAUCCCCACUUUAUCGAUCGGCGGCAACUGACCGAUGCCCCGAUCCCACAGACAGGGGGUCGCGGAAGCAUCCGUCGGGGAGGCUGUGAAUGCCGCUGCCGACAGCACGAGGCUCACCGACAGGUGCCUCUCCCGCCCCUUCUUGACCAGCGCCGCCUGCAGCCGCGCGAGGAACUGCCACACCUCACCAGCAGGUGCACUCAGCUCCACCUCGUGCUCAUCUCCUGCCUGGACGCACUACAGGCUGGGCAUGUUGGAGGCGAUCUCGAGGGCCCGCUUCUUGUUGGCCCCAUUGGCGAGGGCAUCACCCAUUAGCUUCAGGGUGUGGGCGGCGGGGAAUGUGUCGUCACUGAUGGCCGCAGGGACGGCCUCGUCAAGACCGCUGUACACCACGGUGCCGGCUCUUUUGGCGAAGUCGCGAAUGAGCUUCUGGGCGGCGGCGGGGCCGGUGCUGCUGCGCGAGAGGAGCUCCGCGUCGAUCUGGCCGCACGUGCCGUCGUCAGUGAGUGCGAAGACGCCCUUUUUCCACUGCCUCGGGAUGAGCAACGGCGUCACUGAUCGAAGGCAAAGCACAGACAUGAAUUGCUCUCUCUCUCUCUCUCUCUGUGUCCCUCUCUCUGUUGUGUCCUUACAUGAGCUGCGCAACGCUCUGGCACCGCUCCACAGGCUCGUCACUGCCCAUCCACCUCAUGUCGAUCUCGAGCUCCCGAAUGGACCGGCUGACGCCCCUCGCCACCAUCACCUCACGCAGCUCGUCGAUCUCGGCGGGGAUGCUUCCAUAUAUCCGGACGCCUCGCAGUGUGCGAAGCGCCGCCAACGACUUCCCGUCGGCGGGCAGCCCACUCAGCAUAUCUUCCGUCGCGUCGGCCCUCCAUCCGUCGACUGAGGUGAGCUCUUCGAUGGCCUCACAGUUGGCCACCCAUGCCCUCCCGCCCUCCACUGACGGCAACCAUACCGUGGUGAAGGACUUGACAGCGGGCGUCCGCCACGGGCGGCCGACGCGAGAAGCCAGGGGAAAGGUGGAUAUGUUGUUGACCAUCUUGAGUGCCGGCAGGUGGAUUGGGGCGGUGGGGGCGGGGGGCAGAGCCCAUGAGGAGGGAGGGAACAGGGAGAUGUCAACGCUGUCGUCGUACUCGCCCUUCUCGAAUGACAGCACCUCCAAUGUGCCCUCGUCAGCCAUGUGGCGGUCCCCAUUCUUAUGCGCCGCCGCAGCAAUAGCUGUCCCCUCCCCUCCCUCCCUCUCCCGUCGUUUCUUGGCUGCGAUGGCCGCCCGGCCGAUGGCGUGACCCGUGACCCCUCCACUAAUGCCACCCAGGUCCCGUUGCACCAUAGAUCUGGACGACUGGGAUACCGGUGCCUGAUCUCUCGGACGUUGGUCGCCCUCUGCCCCCACUUCUGCGCCACGCCGAGGGGCAUGGUCUCCCACAUGCGCCGCGCCGUGUCGUCCUCACAGUCGAUGACCAGUUUGGUGUAGUUGGCGGCCGACUGAUGGAAGAGGGGCGUGCCGAGACGCCGGCGGUGGCGCGUCAGCUCCCAUGGCUGCAGGUGGCCGAACACGUUGGCCAACUCGUCACGGGACAGCCGACGACGGGCCUGAAGUGACAAUCAACAUGACAUCAAAGUAAGGUCAAGAUGGUUUAGAUGUAUCAGGUCUGUCCUGGUGUCGGUCUGACCGGUCUUUGGUGGUUGACAGGGGGAGGUUUUUUGGUUUUGCCGCUUUGAUGGAUCAGACGAUACGAUGGCCGCCGUGCCUGUGAGCAACACAUGGGAGGGCAUGGACACAAUGCUUCCUCCCCUCUCCUUAUGUGCACUGUGAUGUUUACCUGUGACUGUUCAUCGGUCCCUUCAGCUGCCAAGCUAAUGACUGGUGGUGCCGUGGCUGUGGCCGCCAGCGCACCAACCGCAUCCGAGAGGCCCGACUCAGCAGAUGACAGCUGAGUGACGGCGCUGUUGACAUGGGCGGCGGCGAGGGACAGCUGCACGUGCACCUGCAGCGACUCAGGUGACGACGCCUACGACAAGCAGGCAGCAGAGGGAGCAGCAGACACCAUCUAGUGAAGUGCCUCGACCUGCUGCCUAGUGCAGGGUGUGGGUGUGUACCUCGAGAGGGUGAUUGGCAGGGUCCAGCUGGUUGAUCUGCGAUAGAUGAGCACCAACCUGAUGCACACAGCGGGAAAGAAAGGGUGGCAAGGAAAGACACAUGUGUGACGUCGAGUCUGUCAGGUGCGUCAGUCACAUCACAUCACAUCACACCAGACCUGUGAGUGGAGCUGCAGCAGCUUCUCGAGGCUCUCCUCCACACCCGCCGACUGCUCCUUCAACUGAACACAACACACAACACAACAUGACUCGCCUGUCUGCCAAUGGGAGAUGCAGGCUUCUCCUGCCCGUCAGGCCGCCACUCACCUGAGCUACGUUCAU
Molecule: messenger RNA, 2830 nt
Organism: Vitrella brassicaformis
Lineage: Eukaryota; Vitrellaceae
Source: the annotation of a GenBank genome assembly